Molecule: messenger RNA, 840 nt
Organism: Caenorhabditis elegans
Lineage: Eukaryota; Metazoa; Nematoda; Chromadorea; Rhabditida; Rhabditidae
Gene: pot-2
Product: Protection of telomeres homolog 2
Exons: 3
Coding region: 23-778 (251 amino acids)
Cellular component (GO): chromosome, telomeric region; nucleus
Molecular function (GO): single-stranded telomeric DNA binding
Source: RefSeq, marked reviewed
ACGAUUCUUUUUUCAGGUAAAGAUGUCCUCGUUCGACCGUCGUAUUGAAGCUGCAUGUAAAUUCGAUGAUGAGCGUUAUUAUAAACAGUAUCACAGAUACUUCGACGUCCUGGCCCAAGUUCAUUCGGUUGUCGAAACAAUUAACGGCGCACAGAUGUUGAGAGUGUGGAGAGGCCGAAAGUUCGGACCAGGAGCAAGCGCGGAGAGGCGAGAAAGAAGGCUAUUUCACGUUACGCAGGAUUCCUUCAAGCGAUACAUUGUUCCACCAAAUCCACGAAUCGGAAAAGCGAUUGAAGAAAAUGGAAAAGAAUUACUGAUUGAAAUCGACGUUUAUGACGAUCAUCGUGAUGGUUUGAAGAAUUUAAAUUCCGGUGAUUUCGUGGCAAUUCAAAAUGUGCACGCGGCGUCUACGCGACAAACAGAAAUGCAAGUUCUUCAUGGUGGCGGAGCAUCAUAUCAACGUGGAAUCACAACAGUUCCAGUCGACUUCGAACAUGAAGCUUUUCAAAAUUUCAAGAAAAAGGUGGAAGCUGUACUGGAAACUGUUGCUUACGAUGAAAAUUUCACCGAGUUCCAACAGCCAGAAGAAGUUGCUGAAAAUCAUGUUGAUGAAGAGCCUCAAGAAGAAGCUCUGCCACGUGGUGUUGUUCUCCGAACGGAAACCUGCGAUUUCAUGGAUAUGGAGUUGGACAAUUGGCCGGAAGGACCGCCGAAAACAUUCGCUGAGGCUAUCGCUCGUGCUAAUAAUUCUCGAAGACCGAGAGAUCCACCACAAUAAUUAUUUGAAAUAUUUUCAGAACUUUUCUUUUUUUUUGUUGAAACAAAAUUAAAUGUUGUUCA